This is a messenger RNA of Paramecium pentaurelia, 753 nucleotides long. Lineage: Eukaryota; Ciliophora; Oligohymenophorea; Peniculida; Parameciidae. The record is from the annotation of a GenBank genome assembly.
AGCAAUUAUGAGUUAGGAGGAGAUAUGGGCUAAAUAAGAGGAUAUAAAUUUAUAAGCUGAGGAAGGUGAGUAAAGAAGGAAGAAUAAAAAAAGAGUAAUUACAAAUCCCAAUUAAUUAACAGGACAUUGGAGUGAAUAGGAACACAAUACAUAUAUAGAAUUCUUGAAUAUGCACAGAACAGUUAUGGAAUCAUAAGAUUAAAAGAAAACAAGCAAGAUUUUUAAAUUAAUGAGUGAAACUAUUGGUACAAGAAGUCCUUCAUAAUGCCGGUGAGAUUGGUUUUUUCUCUAUCUUCUAGGUCUCAUCACCAGAAGUUCAAUCCUUUUGUGCAUUCGGUCAAGAAGAGAUAGAAGGGAGUUGGUAGAAAGAGAAAAGAGAAUGGAAACUAGGAUAGAAUAGACAAAUAUAAUGAUAACGGACUGCUAUAGUAAUUUAUGGUUGGGCCACAAUUAUAUUAAUAGCAACAGGGAUUUUAGGAUUAUUAAUUUCAAUUUCCAUAGAUGCCAUAUAUGUUUCCAAUACUUGAUUAGAUUGGCAAGGAUGAAGAUAAAUUAAAUAUAUAUGAUCAAUAAUAGUUGUACUAUCAAUAAUACUUGCUUGCAUAAUAAUAAAUGUAAUAAUAAAUGGAUGAUAAAAAUCUAUUUUGUUAUUUUAUGCAUCCACAAUAACUUCAGUUGAAUUUGAAUUACUAUCCAUAAUAAGUGAUAUCUAAUGUAUCAGAAGAUUUGAAUAUCAAAGAUGAUGAAUAAUGA